AUGGCAGAUCAGUUGCCACAGCAGGCAUGCGAGCCCAAACCUCGAGGAAAAGUGGCGUACGCCAUUGAUGAUGGCCCUUCCGAUGAAGAAAUGGCCGACGACACUCGCCCUGCGGUGAACUCCCCGACAGCCUCCCCUCCUGCUAAGCGAAUGCGCCGCGAGGAAACGUCGCACGGAGCAGCAGGUUCGGUCCAACCGCAAGCAGGCAAUUACCAUGGUCCUCGCCAACAGAAGGCACAAGACCCCCGUGUUGCAUAUCAGCAUCAGGUCGGCGCUCCUGACAACAGUGGCCCAGAGGUCUCCCGAACCAUGAAUGCACAUACCAGGCCUCUGCACCCACGCCCUGAACAUAUCGACAGUGGCUCGGAGCCAGUGCAUAAUCCCCGUGGGACUUUGCAUCGACCUACCACCCAAGACGAUGCUGCCUCAGACCACGCUGGGGGCUUUCGGUUCAGACCUCCUCAGGCCCAAUACUAUAACGACGUCAACAUGCACGAUGAAGACGAACACAACGCGUAUAUGGAAGACUAUCACCAUCCGGUUCGUAUGGAUAACCAACACCUCCGACUUCCCCCUCAAUUUUCAGGCCAACACCCACGUCAAUAUGGGCCGUCUGGCUUUGGUGGAAGAGGACGUGGCGGCCGCUCCCAAUAUCGAGCAUAUGCUCAUCCAUAUGAGUUUAGUGGGUCCUAUGGGCAAGGCCACGAAGGCUUUGCUGGUUACGGCCAUCAGAGGUUGGGACGUGGGCCAUUGGAAAGUGGUGAUGACUCUGACCGAUUCUCGGAGGGUAAUCCGCUACGUAGACAAUACCCUGGUGAGGGUCAUGGUUUCUGA
Messenger RNA from Laccaria bicolor S238N-H82, 834 nucleotides. RefSeq lists its product as uncharacterized. NCBI's taxonomy places the organism in Eukaryota, Fungi, Basidiomycota, Agaricomycetes, Agaricales, Hydnangiaceae. The coding region runs from base 1 to 834 and encodes 277 amino acids. The transcript has 2 exons. The record is from RefSeq and is a predicted model, not a curated record.